AUGCAGAAUCUUACAAGAACCAUGAUGAACAUUGCCCAGCUUGCUGGUCCUAUAGUCGGCGGUGCAUUGUACGAAGUCGGUGGUGUUAAGACUCCCUUUAUCCUCAUGGGCGGAAUUCAAACUUUUAUGGCCUUUAUGGCAUUACCCUUUCUUCCCGAUUAUGACGUGUCACAGUAUGACGAGGGAUCGACUAAAACUCAAUCGCCAUUGGCUAUUUUGUGUAUUCCAUCCAUUUGGAUCCCGUUCUUCACGUUCAUCGUAUCGACAUGUCGAACGGGUUCCUCUCGAUCAACCUUGAACCGCAAGUGUUGCUUUGAUUUGACACCAUUUUACGUGGGUAUCUUUUUCGAACUGAAAGACGGUGCCAACAGUAUAGCCAGCCCUAUUUGGGGAUACUUGUGCGAUCGCCGUGGACCUGUGAAGCUCUGCCUUUUUUCCAGUACCAUGAUCGUAGCCUUGUCCAUAUUUUUACGGGCGCCUUUUCGCUUCGUUCCUAUUGAUCGGUACUUUUGA
This is a messenger RNA of Daphnia carinata, 513 nucleotides long. RefSeq names its product MFS-type transporter SLC18B1-like. Gene Ontology annotation, molecular function: transmembrane transporter activity. Gene Ontology annotation, biological process: transmembrane transport. The transcript is spliced from 4 exons. The coding region runs from base 1 to 513 and encodes 170 amino acids. NCBI's taxonomy places the organism in Eukaryota, Metazoa, Arthropoda, Branchiopoda, Diplostraca, Daphniidae. The record is from RefSeq and is a predicted model, not a curated record.